Molecule: messenger RNA, 1500 nt
Organism: Chrysochloris asiatica (Cape golden mole)
Lineage: Eukaryota; Metazoa; Chordata; Mammalia; Afrosoricida; Chrysochloridae
Product: zinc finger protein 555-like
Exons: 5
Coding region: 1-1500 (499 amino acids)
Biological process (GO): regulation of DNA-templated transcription
Source: RefSeq, a predicted model, not a curated record
AUGCCGGUUGAGAUGGCUGCCCGCUCCGUACGCAGCACAGAAGAAGAGGGGCCGGUUGUCUUUGAGGACGUGGCUGUGGACUUCUCUCUGGAGGAGUGGGCUUUGCUGGGUCCUGCUCAGAGGAAGCUCUACAGAGAUGUGAUGCUGGAAACCUUCAGGAACUUGGCAUCAGUAGAUGAUGAGACGCCACUGAAAGCCUCUGGGCCGGUGUCUCAACAGGACGCUCAUCAGGAACAAAUAUCCCAAGAAGAUAAUGUACAAAAAUCCACAAGAAAUGCUUCUUGGUCCUCCAUUUUAGAAAAAAUUUGGGAAGGCCGUAGUAUUGAAGAUGAGCAUAAAGACCAGGGGCGACCUCUGAGGCAUGAAAAGGUUCAUAGUAAGGAGAAACUUUAUGAAUGUAAACAGUGUGGAAGUACCUUCAGUUUUCUGGACUCCUACCAAAGGCACGAAAGGACUCAUAAUAAAGAGAAAUUCAAUGAAUGCAAGGAAUGUGGCAAGGCCUUCAAGUGGCCCUCAUCUUUAACAAGACACAUGAGAACUCACAGUCGCGAGAAGCCCUAUGAGUGCAAACAGUGUGGGAAAGCCUUCAAGUGGCCCAUAUCUUUGCAGACACAUAUGAGAACACACACUGAAGAAAAAUCCUACAAAUGUAAGCGAUGUGGGAAAGCUUUCAUUUGGCCCGUAUCGUUACGUACCCACAGGAGAUCACACUGUGGAGAGAAAUCCCAUGAGUGUAAACAGUGUGGGAAAGCCUUCAGUUGGCCCAUAUGCUUACAGAGACACAUGAGAGUGCACACUGUACAGAAACUUUAUGAAUGCAAUCAGUGUGGGAAAACGUUCCGUUGGCACUUUUCCUUGCGUAGACAUUUGAUAACACACUCUGGAGCCAAGCCCUAUGAGUGUAAGGACUGUGGGAAAGCCUUCAGUUGGCCUAUCUCCUUACGAGAGCACGUGCGAAUGCACACUGGAGAGAAACUUUAUGAGUGUAAGGAGUGUGGGAAAACCCUCAAGUGGGCCUCCUCCUUAACAAUCCACAUGAGGAUGCACACGGGCAAGAAGCCCUAUGAAUGUAAGCAGUGCGGGAAAGCUUUCAACUGGUCAAUCUCUUUACGAGCACACAUGAGAAUGCAUUCUGGUGAGAAACCCUAUGAAUGUAAGCAGUGUGGGAAAGCCUUCUACUGGUCCAUAUCCUUACGAGCCCAUAUGACCACACACACUGGGGAGAAACCUUACGUGUGUAAACAGUGCGGGAAGGGUUUCAAUCAACUGUCAUAUCUUCGACGACAUGUGAGGAUGCAUUCUGGGGAGAAGCCUUACGAAUGCAAACAGUGUGGGAAAGCUUUCAAGUGCCCCUCGUCCUUACCAAAACACAUGAGGACUCACACUGGAGAGAAGCCUUACGAGUGUCAGGAAUGUGGGAAAGCUUUUGUUUCCUCCUCAGCUUUGCGCUAUCAUGUAAGAACACACAGUAGAGCAAAAAACUAUCAGUGUAAUGUGUAA